This is a messenger RNA of Colletotrichum phormii, 903 nucleotides long. Its product is annotated as heterokaryon incompatibility protein-domain-containing protein. The record is from RefSeq and is a predicted model, not a curated record. Lineage: Eukaryota; Fungi; Ascomycota; Sordariomycetes; Glomerellales; Glomerellaceae. The annotation marks the transcript as partial. The transcript has a single exon.
AUGCGCUUAAUCAAAGCUUCAUCCAUACACAGCGACAAUCUCCAACUCAUCGACUUCAACCCGGAUCAACUUCCCCGCUACGCGAUCCUCUCACAUACCUGGGGCGACAACGAAGUCAUCUACGCCGACAUCAGAGACCAAAAUGCGGCCACCAAGCCCGCCUUCCAAAAAGUCCGCUACAGCUGCAUCCAGACCCUGGCAGACGGUCUCGUAUACGUCUGGAUCGACUCGUGCUGCAUCGACAAGAGCAGCAGCGCGGAACUCUCCGAGGCCAUCAACUCCAUGUACGAGUGGUACAUGAAGUCGGAAGUCUGCUACACCUAUCUCUCGGGCGUACCCGCCACCGUGGACCCAGUCAAGACGGACGGCACGUUCGCCUCGUGCCGGUGGUUCACGCGCGGCUGGACCCUUCAAGAACUCCUCGCCCCGGCCGAAAUGGUCUUCUUCUCCGAGGACUGGGUGAAAGUAGGGGAGAAGACGACGCUCAGCAGGCCUCUAUCCGUCAUCACAGGCAUAGACGAAGACAUGCUCACGGGCCUCAAACCCCUCGAAUCAGCAAGCCUCGCCAAGCGCAUGUCCUGGGCCGCGCACCGGCAAACAACAAGACCCGAAGACGUGGCCUACUGCCUGAUGGGCCUCUUCGGCGUCAACAUGCCCAUGCUCUACGGCGAAGGCGAGCGCGCCUUCCUCCGCCUCCAAGAGGAAAUCAUGAAGCAGUCCGACGAUCAAUCCCUCUUCGCCUGGGUCGACCUAUCAGCCUCAACCGAGACCUACCACAGCCUGCUCGCCAAAUCACCCGCCAACUUCGCCUACUCCAACUCCAUCAUGCCCUACCAGGACUGGGAGCCGCGGCCGCCGUACUUCAUGAGCAACCGCGGCCUGCGCAUCGACUUACCCCUGACG